AUGGUUGCGCUUGCGUUUAUUUCGGGGGCUCAAAGUAGCACCAACCAGCAACAGAGUCAGAGUAGCUUCAGGGGCAAGUUGUUGAGCAAUCGGGACGAAAGUGCAAAAUAUGAAACAUCACCAGCAGCAUUCACAUCGUUAUUGUCCAAAGUAAAUCCGUGGUUAUCAGCGUGCGAUCUGGCGCAUCCAAGCACAGCACCGGAUCUCCAGGGCUUGAAGAGGGAAAUAAUAAAACGAGAACAAAGAUAUAAAGAUCUAUUUGUGGAAUUGUGUGAAAACAGUUUUUCAAGUUAUGUGAUUAAUCAAUAA
This is a messenger RNA of Clunio marinus, 309 nucleotides long. Lineage: Eukaryota; Metazoa; Arthropoda; Insecta; Diptera; Chironomidae. The record is from the annotation of a GenBank genome assembly.